UUGGAAUACAGUCGCAAAUCGACCUCACUCGUCUGAUUUGGUGGCGAUGCCGCUCGGCGAUUUGCAGGACGGAGCACUUGCAACGACCAAAGGAUGCAUGCGUUUGCGGUUCCAUCAAGGCCGAAACUGAUGGACAGCUUCCGACAUGUGCUGGAGGGUGUUUGUGCGGCCUGAAGUGCAUUCCCACAAGGCAGCUUCCCGGGACGCAUGCCGAGCUCUGGCGCCCCUCCUCUUAUUUUCUGUCUCUCCCUCUCUUUUUUUACUUUUUUUCAUUGUUCCCGUCUCUUUUUUUCCCUUCUCACACAGAGCCGUACCAAAGCAGGAGAAUGGUUGAGGCGGAAAACACCACAGCACAAAGGGAGCACAGUAACGCCUCAGCAUGGGAACACUAGAUCCAUGCAGGCAGCCUCGGGAAACAAAAUCACCAGUGCCAUGGAGGCACGCGGAUAUCGUCGCAAAGGAUGGCAAGAAAAGGCAGGAGAUGGAAGGACAAGGGAAAACGGCUUACCUGUGGGCGGUGGAUAUGUAUGUACCAGAAGGAUAAACAAUGUACUCGUAGCCAAGAAAAUUCGGAAGAGGCAGCAAGGGGAAGAAGGGAGAAAAGAGGCCGGGCUGCCAGAUUUAUGAGAUUGCCAGUAAUCCGAACGGCCGUCGUAGCGGAAUCGCAAAAAGAAGAACGAAUCUGCACACGGAACAAGGUUAAAACCAACACAUAUAAGCCACAAAGGUAAAAGGAAGAGGACAAGAAAAGAUGGAGGAGGAGAGGGAGAAUUAAGGUUGGGCAAGCCAAGUGAACAGGGUGUGGUCAUGGAUGGAUAAAUCGGCUCGUUUGACGCAGGGACGUGUGGGGUUUGGCAGCAGGGGGGAGGGGUGCGGUUAGCGGUUCGGUCUCAGGUGAAAUGCGCUGAAUUUUGGUGAGAUUCGGCCGUUUUUAGUGGUGGCUUUUAGCGAUGCCCUCCGUAGAGUUAUAGCGAUUGAUGGGUUGAGACUUUUUGGCCACCCAGACGACGGGGCUGAACCGUGCCGGUUGAUAGAAACCCGUCUGACUUGCGCCAGGUGG
This is a messenger RNA of Trichoderma harzianum CBS 226.95, 1060 nucleotides long. RefSeq lists its product as hypothetical. The transcript has a single exon. Bases 208 to 627 code for a protein of 139 amino acids. Lineage: Eukaryota; Fungi; Ascomycota; Sordariomycetes; Hypocreales; Hypocreaceae. The record is from RefSeq and is a predicted model, not a curated record.